AUGGGGUUCAAGACACUGCCAGGCACCGAUCCCAGAUCGCUAAUGGUCAACCAUCUAUCACGGAAAGUCAGGGAGUCGAGUUCAUUUAAGCUAGAUGAUGAUCCAGAUACUCUCAAGCCGAAUCAUAUGAGGUUAUUUGCGUAUUACAAGCCUUCUCUCGAGGCCGGCCAAUAUAUCAUCGAGGCGCAACAACAGGUCACCUCUCCCGAUGUGGAAGGCUUCGUACACAAUGAGCCAUUAUCAAUCUACAACCACACCACUGGGCAUGUGCCUCUGGUACCUCAGAAAUUCAAUGUCAUUGCGCCUCAAUUCUCCUUGGAUCCGAAGCUGGUCAAUAGUCAUUAUCCUCCUGACGGCCAUGCGGAUGAGGCACGGGUCUUGCCUCACAUUGUAUUCAAUGACCCUCACGUCCCGUGGGAGCGAGAUGCAGGUGAGACUAUCAAUAGCCAGCAGGACAAGGAUAUAGCCACGGACGGUACUGCUGCCACGGUUUAUCGCAACAUGGUCCCGUGGCUAGCCCUCAUUGUUUUUGAUCCAGCCGAGUUGAAACUGGCGCCUGGGGAGGGCGAGAAGCUCCAAAUCCCCAGCUACAUUGCGCCUGGGGCCGACGUAAAGGACCUGGAGGCCAAGGUCCUGCCCUCCAACUCGUUUUCCAUGAGCGUCAAAGACUACUUGGGCCUUGAUCCUGCAUCACGGAUCAACUACGAGGCAGGCUACCUUGAUCCUGACACGAAAGGAUUAAAUUCUCUCUGGACCGACCCAACCGAUGGCCUUUCGGUGUCCCCCGAGGGCACCAAUGUGAUAUUUCCAACAAAGAAGCUCUUCGGCGACAUCUUUGCAAAUCCUGCGGACCAAUCUACCCACAAUAUUGACUCGUUCAGGUACAUGGCACAUGUGAGGGAAGUAAAUACAGUGGGCUUCCCAGAUGCUGGUGUCGAAGCGUCUGGACUUUUUUCCAUCGUUGUUUCCCAUCGGACAGGUAAUUUCAACAUUUCACAACCAACCACCCAGAUUUGUCAUCUGGUAUCUCUUGAACACAUUGAUUCGACUUAUCAGCAGGUCAACAAGUUUGUUACCAAGAAUCCCACGUCUACUGAUCGGAUAGCAAUGGUGUCCCUCUACUCAUGGAUCUACACCGCCCUGCCACCAAAUCCUGUUAACUUUGUUGAUACGAUAACGAACUUGGUGGAGAAUCAGCAGAUGCUGCGAGUCAAUCAAUUCGCCAAGCUCCCGGAUGCUAUCAAGUUGUCAGACGCUGCAAAACAAGUGACCUCGCGCCUCAAACUCGGAUACACGAUGUGCCGUUGGCGAGCAGAGACAGGAGAGGAAGUUUCCGCAUUCAACAGAGGCCCGUUGGUACCUGAACAAGUCGUCAGCCCUCCCGUCCAGGACUGGGCCGGAGCCUCCAACACGUCCAAAGAAUACCAGAUUUUGGACAAGGGAACGGGGCUGAUGGAUCUUUCGUACUCGGCUGCAUGGCAACUGGGUAAGACACUUGCCAUAUCUGACACGACCUUCAGUUCUGCUUUGAUGCGGCUCAGAUCGCAGGUGCACGCAAUUGCCGCUAGCAAUGCGCGCAAUGAAGCCAACAAUGUAGCCUGCCCAAGCCAAAUCCUAGGAGCUGUGGCAAAAAACAUCAAGGUCAUCCACAGCCUAACAAAAAGUGCUGCAACCGAUCCGCAGAGGGUACCACUGGUCACGACCCGAGAGCUUCUUACUGACCUAGGACACCCAAGACUUGCCGAACUGUUCCAACGACAUUUGUGCGCUGCUGUCAAUUUUCAAGGAAGUGCAGAGACAGAGAUCUACAAUGAAUUCAAUGCUGCAGGAGCCAACAACACCGACUGGGUCACUAUCUUCACAUGGCUGAGUGAAAAGCUCUAUUUGUCUGGGAUCCCCGCACACUAUCUUAUCCCAGAGCCCUCUUACCUGCCAUCAGAAGCCAUUCGUUUCUUCUACAUCGACGACACGUGGGUUGACUGCCUCAUUGAUGGAGCAUUGUCGGUUGCCAAUCACCUCGAGCGCGACGACGACACAACCAGGCUGCGGAUCAAACAGACAUUCAACGUCUAUCUCAGCAAGAACAUUGUUGACUUCACCAGAGACGAUGGCACGCGUGUUCAGGUCAAGCCUCAAAUACCCAGCUGCGGGUUCAUAUUGAGGUCAGCACUGGUUAAGGUGAUGCCGGAUCUCCGGAUCACAGUGACUUGGAAAGACGCUCAUCCUGACAUGGUUCCCGUUUGUCGAUACACGAAGCUGAACGAUACCACGAUAUUGUGCCUACUGGACCGAUCACUCGAACAAUUGAAGUCGAUAGAGCUGGCACAACCUCCUCAUCAGCAACGCUUCUCUCUCGGGUACCAGUUGAUCGGCACUCCCCCUACGGUCGAAUUCAAGCUGAGGCAGCUUUACACCAGAGCUUCAGAGGAACGGCUCGAAAGCGAAUGGCCAGUGGUUCCAGACAAUAAGGAGCCAACCAUUGAGCAACAACAGUCUUGGUUCGAUUUUCCAUCUCGUUGUCUCAAGACCGUCAAGAUGGCAUCAGAAAUGAAUUCCCUCCUUCAGAAAGACACGCCAGAGGAUGGCUAUGUGGACAAGGUCACGAGCUCUGUAGUUCUGGGGCUGGAAUUGAACGAUCCAAGCUACUACUUCCGCAUAGUUCCAACCAGUCUUGGAUCAGACAACACGCCCGGACUCGACAAUGUGCCGCUAGUUCAGCGUCAACUCUGGGUCGGCUUGGAAAGAAAGCCCAAACAUCCAGAUCCUGGGCCGAUACCAAAGCCAGAUCCCAGUCCCGCACUCCCAGCAACCCCAGCCAAACCAAUCUCGCAGAACAUACAACCACCGAGCAACUCACCUGGUGGUAACACGACUGGCAAGACCCUCUCCGACUAUCUUGGUACCCAACCGUCGAAUCCAAUUCAUCGAGACCGCCGCUUCCUCGUCACCAUCUACGCCGACUAUAAAGGGUUGCCACCCACCCACCGACCCGACGGCCGACCUUUCGAAUCCAAUGUAUUUGACUCGAACCACCACCUCCCCACCCAGAACAACUACUACUAUGACAUCGUCGUCUCGAUCCGCCGGGACCCCCUCGUCGGUGCAAGCGAGUACGAACUCACCGAAAUCGGCGUCGAGUUCCCCACCGACGGUGUGAUGAAAGCCCCGGGGCAGCUGGAGAGUCUGCUCGAGCAGAGCUACACGGGCCCCGGCGUGCGGAUGCUCAACAACCAGCGCUUCGUCCCGUACCUGAACUUCACUGCGGAUUACCUCCAAGUACGGCUGAUGCCGAGGUAUGCAUCCGCGAGGCCGUUCAUGGUUAUCAACGACGCGAGGACCGUCGAUAUUAGUUUCCGCCUCGGCGAGGCGAAUGUGAGUAGGGUGGCAAGGGCGACGGAUAAGGUCAUUUUCAGGGAUAAUACGACGGGGAAGUUGGAGCAGGUCAAGACCGGGCCUGGCGCGCCGAAGGUCUCAAAGCCCAAGGUGAAGGUGUAUGAGAAGUACAAGGUUGACGACAGUGGCGUGGAUUCGUAUGUCAGGUAUGAUGUCGAAGUGGUGAAGAUUGACAAGAUGGACCCUGGACGAUGA
Messenger RNA from Cladophialophora psammophila CBS 110553, 3588 nucleotides. RefSeq lists its product as uncharacterized. The coding region runs from base 1 to 3588 and encodes 1195 amino acids. NCBI's taxonomy places the organism in Eukaryota, Fungi, Ascomycota, Eurotiomycetes, Chaetothyriales, Herpotrichiellaceae. The transcript is spliced from 4 exons. The record is from RefSeq and is a predicted model, not a curated record.